Aspergillus campestris IBT 28561 is the source of this 1056-nucleotide messenger RNA. RefSeq names its product RNA polymerase III-inhibiting protein MAF1. NCBI's taxonomy places the organism in Eukaryota, Fungi, Ascomycota, Eurotiomycetes, Eurotiales, Aspergillaceae. Gene Ontology annotation, cellular component: nucleus. The coding region runs from base 1 to 1056 and encodes 351 amino acids. The record is from RefSeq and is a predicted model, not a curated record. Gene Ontology annotation, biological process: negative regulation of transcription by RNA polymerase III. The transcript has 2 exons. Gene Ontology annotation, molecular function: RNA polymerase III core binding.
AUGCAGGAGAGCAGCAAGAAGAAUGUGCUUCGGUGCAUCAGUCAGCAGGAUAGCUUGGAAGACAUGGAGUUUCUUCCUUUGCCAGAGAUCGAGGACGUGACGAGUUCGCUCAACUUCGACACCGCCGAUUGUCACAUCCUAGGGGGCUGCGACCUCUACACCACCAAGGCCGCUCGAGCCGAUCGGAAACUGUACAAGAACAUCGAACAAUCACUCGAAUCCCAAUAUGAAUCGGUGCUGCGUCUGUCGGCAUCGCUAUCCCCGCCAAAUGCGACCGACGCCGCCGCGUCGCUGAAUUUAUCACGUGCCAGUCCGUUCGGGCCCCUGAGUGAACACUCGAGUCGUCGGACAUUUGCCUAUCUGAUCGCGACACUGAACGCGAGUCACCCGGAUUACGACUUUUCCCACGUCUUGCGCCCGACGGACUUUCAUCGCGAGCGAAAUUUGAAGCGCGUGAUGAACACGGUCGACACGACCCUAUUCAACCUGCGACCGCGGGAAGCGAUCGACGUGACCCCCCCGUCGCCCGGCACGAUAUCCGGUUCCUACAAUGCAGAAGCGUCAUCCACAUGGGGACCAAGGAUGUGGAGGAUCAUCGACGAGCAAAUGUCGCUGAAAGAGUGUUCGAUCUACUCCUACUCGCCGGACGAGGACCCGUCAGACGCGGACGAUGGCGCGAUCUGGAGUCUCCACUACUUCUUCUUCAACCGUCUACGAAAGCGCGUCAGCUACCUCUAUCUCCGUGCCAUCCCCAUCCUAAGUCACACGCCGAGCGAAGGCCUCGCGACUCCCACGACGAAGCGGACGUUCGACGACGGAUAUCUCACGCCCGCCGACACGGGAUCCAGCAAACGCGCCCGGUACUGGCUGGGAGACCAAGCCGAGCUCGAGCCGGAGACCGAAAGCGAAGAAGAGGACAACACGAGGCCAACGAGGCCGGUGGUUGACGAGUAUGAUAACUACAUGCUCAGCGACGAGGAGUUCCGGUCCCGGUCCGGCAGCAAGGCAACUGUGCGCGCCAUGAGCGAGGAAAUUGCCGACUCAAUGGACCUGUAA